UAAACGUUCACUGCAAAGGGAAGGUCAAAGGGACAAACGUGGAAUAUUCAUACUGUAGCGCACCUGCCCAAAUUCACGUCCCUCUGAACAAGGAAAUGAAGAGGCUAAUAAAACGGAGUGGGUUGUUGUUGGACUCUUCAAACAUGCGCAGCCAUGGGAAACAGAUUAACCAAUACCUUGGAUAAGUGGGGUUUAAGUCCAAGGAAGCUGAGUGAAAAGCGAUCAAAAAGGAAAGCUCCACUUGCAGCUUCACGUCAUCAGACUAUAGAUCCCCACAUAUAUGACAGCGUGGCAGCCGAGCCCCAGUAUGCCAUAGUGAAUAAGAAGAAGAAGGCGGAUUCUGAUGGCUUGCACUAUGCAGAAAUUCAGGUGCUACAGUCCGAAAGCACAAGCAAGCAGAGGAGUGCGCCACCCACAAACUCAAGCACGGAAUAUGCAACCAUAGACUUUCUGAGAGGCGCUAAACCAAAAGAGUCUGCUGAACCUGCAGAUAUAGUUAUUCCACCUGGAGAUCUUCAGAGGCUAAUGGUUAAGUCUCAAAAGAAGAGGAGUAUUUCCACACAUCGGGCUGUCAUGGUUUGAAUAAAUUGUUUGUUUGUUUUUUAAAUCAUUUGCAUUUAGUUUUUUUAAUACUUUUUUUUUUUUUUUUUUAAAAAAAAGAAAGAUCAAAUGUAUGCUGUAUUUGUUACACAUUAAUCAUAAUUAAUGAUUUUCUAGACCUGGCAGUGCACACUGUAUAUUCUCGAAUGUUGGAAAGAACAAAGAAACGCAAAGACCAUUGCAGCAUGCUGUUAGUGCUCGAUGGUCAGUUGAUUUCACGGUAACAGUACUGGCUGUGUACAGAUCCUAUUUAUCAUACUAUGCUUCCUUUGUAUAAUCUAUUUAGGAAAAAAAAAAAAACCAAUAUUUGCAGGCACCUAUCUGUGUUCCUAUCGUCUACAUAUCUGGAUUUGCUCUUGGAAAUAUGAUACACUCAUGGACGGCUGGUAUAAAUGGGCUAGCAGGGCUAAGCCUCCGUUUUUCAAAAAUAAAAAGACAUCAGUAGGGUUUCAAAUUUAUGAAUGAUAAAGUGAUAUGAAGAAGCAAGGAUUGGGCUGAUUUCUUUCCAGCCCAGACUGUAGUUUCAUGCAGUCCAUCAGUCUCACUCGUUUUGGGUGAUUACACAGAAGGACACAGGUUUGAUCUUCAUUUGGGCGGAUAUUAGCAAUUGAGUAAGCACAUGUGAAAUACAGUCGCAGGCAUAAUGAACAUGAACAAAGUGAAGCAUUUACUUUAUCAUCCUUUUUGCCCAAAAUGUAUUUGGAAGAGAAACUAAAAGUAGAUAGACUAAGUACACAUUGUACAAUCAGAGUACAAAUUAUACAAUGGUAUAAUACUACUACUACUACUACUACUAAUAAUAAUAAUAAUAAAAAUAAUCUUUUAUAUUGUCUUAAACGAUUGCAGGAUAGACAAAAUGAACACUUAUGACUCGGCAUUAAAGAUUAAUGACUGAACUCCACGACUAAACUCCAUCUUAUUGGUUUCAGAAACCACAACUAUUAUAUUGCUUAUAAUAUAUUACCAAUAUUCAACUAAUACAUUUCUGAAGAUAAUAUGUGAUAAUAGAAGAGAACCUGCUCUUUUGAAAUUACUGUGAAGUUUUAAUUAUGCCCAAGUAUUCGAGCUCAGGAGGUUCAUUUAAAAAUAUGUACAAAAUACAUACAUACAUUUGGGUUUAAAUAGAGUUUUAGAAGAAAGAAAAGAAGUCAUGCUGAUCUUUUUUUUAAUUUAAUUUUUUUUAAAGAAUUUAAAAAAAUUUUUAUAUCAAUUUUAGUCCUUUUUUUGGUACUUCUUGUUGCAAGGAAAUUGUGAUUGUUGUAAAUGUUUAUAAUUAAAAGGAAAAUAAAUCUUACUCCUGGUGUUUUCCAUGCAUUCACACACCCAGUGUAACUCAGAUUACAGAUGGAAAUAUAUAAACAAACAAAUAUUAAUAUUAAUGCUUUGUUUUUUUUUUUUUAAAGCGUCAUGAAACACUAAACUACAUUUUCUGAGAUUUUAACAGCGGUUUCUGACAACGCUUCUGACAUUGAUUCUGGUUCAGGAGUGGCUUGACACUAGGAACGUGACACUGCGACAUUUCUGUAUUAUAAAUUCUUUAUUCUAAUAUUUUGAGAUACUGGAUUUUUGAUUUCCGUGAGCUGUAAGUUGUAAUCAUCAAGAUUAAAACAAAAAAAAUAAGGCUUGAAAUAUUUUACUUUAUGUGUAAUGAAUCUAGAAUAUAUGAAAGUUCCACUUUUUGAAUUAAAUUACAGGAAAAAACUAACUUUUAUAUAUAUUUUACAGGGCAUUCAGUUAUAUUUAAAGGGGAGGAAACAGACGGUAGUCAAUGUUUUUCAUUGGACUUUAACUUUGGCAGCUAUAAAAAUAUUUUUAUAAAAUUCUUUUUAUUUAUUAUUAUUUAAAAAAAAAUAAAUAAAAAUCAGCAAAAGAGUCAGCAUGGGCCACUGAGUUAGUUUCUCGGGGUUUCAUGACCGUUUAAAUAUUCUUUACAUUUGAUUACAGCGCCGCCUUCUGGUGAACAGAAGUAGUUUUAUAUCCUGCUUUAAAAAAAAAA
Messenger RNA from Ictalurus furcatus (blue catfish), 2596 nucleotides. RefSeq lists its product as uncharacterized. The record is from RefSeq and is a predicted model, not a curated record. Bases 154 to 582 code for a protein of 142 amino acids. NCBI's taxonomy places the organism in Eukaryota, Metazoa, Chordata, Actinopteri, Siluriformes, Ictaluridae. The transcript is spliced from 4 exons. Gene Ontology annotation, cellular component: extracellular exosome.